AUGCUGAAUGGCGGGAACAUUGUCGACAUCUUCCAGCGCAGGGAGGACGACUACGAAGCUCCAGCGACCCUGGAGGUGGAGUACUUCGCCGAGAAUGGCGACAAGGUCCAAGAGAUCGUCUUCGUUGAUGCGCACACGCAGCCCGGUAUGGGCGGUCCCCGCAUCUUGGUGUCCGCAACACGCGUGAACACCAUGAACCGCGCCAUCUCGGUGUUGAGCCGAAAGGUGGACAACCUCACCACGACUCUGCGUGUCUGCAGGUCCGACUACUACAAGGAGCUCUUCUCCCUGCGCUACGGACGAGAGCCGCUGGAGGAGCACGAGAAGUAUUGGUUCAUGCCUCAGGCGUACCAAGACAUGGUGUCCAUCAAGGAGCUUCGGAAGCGCUUCGGCACCGAACAAGAGGAGCUGCGCAAGAAGGACCGCGAGAUCAAGGAACUGAGGGCGAAAAUCCACCAGAUCGAUGCUCUCGUCGAGGAUCGCAUGGAGCAGCUCGUGCAGAGCAAGCCGCUUGCGGAGCUUUUUCGCUGGCUGGCACGGCUGAACGACUUCCGGGAGGCGGAGUGGGAGGAGUACAUCAUGCUGCUCUCCAAGGCGAUCACGGACAAGUUUAUGGAGGCGAUGGGAGAGGCUUCGGAGCCCCUGUCAGAGGCGGCGCACCCGGCGCACAUCGACAUGGAGAAGGUUCAUCUUCGCUCGCGCGUGGAGACUGCUGAGAUGGAGGUGGACGCCCUGCGGAUGAAACUGCAGGCUGCGGAGAUGAACCAGCAGAGCUUUGCAAAGCUGCUGACGGAGAGGAAGGUGGACAUUCCCCGCAGUCUCCAAAGGGCAUCCUCGAAGCCCUUGUCCGACACGGGCACGGACACCGGGGAGCCCGUGAAAAGGGUCGUCUCUGAGGGGCCCGAGUCCAAUGUGGGUGUGGAGCCUGUCCGGCAGCGGAAGCUGUCCAUGUACAAGCCGCGCCGGGAGGAUGAGAAUCUGCGGACAAGAUCCAUCGCAAGCACCGAGGAGGGGGGGCAGGGCGAAGACACCUCGAGUGUCUCCGCGUCCUGGGUCUCGAGGCCGAAGAUGAUGUCGCCUUCGGAGUUGGAGAAUCUCAGUGGGGAGGCAUUGGAGAAGGAGGAGAACCCUCGGAUUCUCAAGGCGAAAGUCCGCGAGCUGGAGACUCUCGCUGCCGCCUGGGAGCAGGAAGCAAGAGAUCAGAGCAGCAAGUGCCUGGAGCUGGAGAGCCGGAACAAGGAGGCCGCCAGGGUCCAGCGUCAGCGCGACCUGGCAAUGAAGGACGUCGCGCGUUCGCAGAAGCGCAUCGAAACCUUGGAGCACGAGCUGGCCGAGCUGCAGGCAGCAAAUGCGCAACUGCGUGCCAAGCUGGACACCCAGGCCAGCGACAGCGAGGAUGGCAGUCGAACUGGCAGUCACAGUCGCAGGCCCAGCAGCCGCUCAGACCGCCGAAGCUCCGUGGAGGAUGACCGACAAGCCAAGCUCGAAAAGCUUCGCAACGAUGGCGACAAG
Messenger RNA from Symbiodinium natans, 1512 nucleotides. NCBI's taxonomy places the organism in Eukaryota, Dinophyceae, Suessiales, Symbiodiniaceae. The record is from the annotation of a GenBank genome assembly.